Molecule: messenger RNA, 180 nt
Organism: Penicillium lagena
Lineage: Eukaryota; Fungi; Ascomycota; Eurotiomycetes; Eurotiales; Aspergillaceae
Exons: 1
Coding region: 1-180 (59 amino acids)
Source: RefSeq, a predicted model, not a curated record
AUGUGCUGGAUGGCGGACGAUGCAAUCGGGUUCGACUUUUUGGCCGGCAGUGGGAAAGCCGGGUGGAAUUUUCGGAUGGCGAUGGCUAAUGUCGAUGCCUGGUUCGGUCACCCAGACUCACUUGGCAAGGAACGUGAUGAGCAAAGGUCAAAUCUCGUCCCAUUUGCGGUGACUCGGUGA